Molecule: messenger RNA, 1983 nt
Organism: Suillus subalutaceus
Lineage: Eukaryota; Fungi; Basidiomycota; Agaricomycetes; Boletales; Suillaceae
Product: kinase-like domain-containing protein
Exons: 8
Coding region: 250-1827 (525 amino acids)
Biological process (GO): protein phosphorylation
Molecular function (GO): protein kinase activity; ATP binding
Source: RefSeq, a predicted model, not a curated record
UCCCAUACGCGUCGGUGCCACUCUGAUCAAUUUGGCCACAAGCCCAAGUCAUCUCCAGACGAUGACUAGUACUCAGAGUCAUUGUCCACUGUGCAGUACGUAAAUGCCUUGUUAAGUACUGCCUCGGAACUUCCAGGGGGUAGCGGUACCGAAAUCGUAACUGUGGUUCAGACUUCAAAAGUAUGUAGCCGACUCGAGUCCCUCUAUUUCUUUGCACACACACUACGCAAGUUUUGCUACAACCCUCCCAUGAGCACUUCCACUUUGUCUCUUUUGGAGAUAAUAACAACAGAUAAACCUAGCAGCGAAGCCGGCCAACAAUCAGCACAUUCUUCAUCAGGCUUGCUGCAAGAUCUUACCAAGGAACUCCAGAAUAGAUCGACGUUUCCUAUAACUUGCGGAGGGUAUGGGGACAUCUAUAGGUGUUAUAUAGUGAAGCCAGAUGGGACCAUCCCGGUAGCAGUAAAGACCAUUCGUGCUUUUCAGUCUGAUAACGAGACCUUGAUGCGGAAGAAUGGAAAGAGAAUUCGUCGCGAGCUGAAAGUUUGGGGCCGUCUCAAACACAACAGUAUUCUUCCACUCUGGGGAGUGGCAACCGACUUUGGACCCUAUCUCGCAAUGGUUUGUCCAUGGGUUGAUAAUGGAACUCUGACGGACUUUCUUGAGCGCCAAGAAGACACAUUGACAUUUGAAGAUAAGUUCGCCCUUUUGACUGAUAUCGCCCUUGGGUUGCAAUAUCUCCAUAGCAAAUCGAUUGUCCAUGGUGAUCUGACAGGGUCAAAUGUCUUGAUUUAUGGCAAUGGUCGGGCAUGCAUCACUGAUUUCGGUCUCUCGACUAUGAUCGAGGAGUUUGUUGGUACUUCCUAUCUCACGAGCUCCAUCAGAGGAAAUAUCCGAUGGGCAGCUGCAGAGCUAUAUGACGUACCCGAGGGUGAUGAAGAAGAUGAUACGUCGGUGUCGCUCAGCGUUGAAUGCGACAUCUACUCAUUUGGCAGCAUCAUCUUGCAGGUUUUGACUUGCAAGGUACCCUACUAUGAUGUGAAGAAGGAUAAUGUGGUGUUGGGACACGUCGUCAGAGGAAAGAAACCAGAGCCUCCCAAGGGCUCGCAAGUUGCAUCCGUGCACUGGGAGUUCAUACAGCGGUGUUGGUCGCCUCGUGCCAGUCGACCAUUGAUUGGAGAAAUUGUGCUAUUUGCACAUCAGCAAUACUGCGAGCUCCAUCCAACCGACGCAGUUGACGAUGGGAAUUUGUCCGGGAAACCGUCUGGGAUUUGGCCUGGGAGCUGGUCUGGGAACUGGUCUGGGCACUGGUCUGAGAGUGAUAGUGAUGAAGGUGACGAGUCAGAUGAUGACAGCUCCUCUGGAACCGACCAGGAUUCCGAAGGAGAGGGCCUGGACGAAGACGAAGACGAUGGAGAGGACGACGAAGGAGUGGAGAGCAACGAAGGGCAACGUGGCAGUGAGGGCAACGAGCACGACGAGAGGGAUGAUGAGGAUGACGAGGGCAACGAAGAGGUUGACUGUGAUAACCGUGAUGAGGUCAUUGGCCUGGAUGGAAGAGACGGGUCCGAUGACGACAGCAACUCCUCCGGAAUCGACCAGGAGGUUGAAAGAAAGGACUUCGAUGAAGAUGGUGAGGAGGAUGAGAAUGAGUGUGAUGAGGACGAUGAUGAGGAUGAGGACGGUGACGACGAUGGUGUCGAUGAUGAAAGCAGCGAGGGUGAUGAGGACAUCGAGGGCGAUAGCGAUGAUGAGGGCGAUGUCGACUAUGAGAGCUAUGAUAACGAUGGGGACAGUGGGGACAGCGACUCGGACGGGUCCUGGUAGACUGGUACAUUACUGGGACUCAGUCGUUCAUGAUUGACUGGAGAAUCGUCACUAGUAGCCUAAUCACAUGCGAUGCUCAGGUCGCAGGACCUAAACCGAUUAGCACGACAACAGCAUUAGCUGGACUUGCAAAGGCAAAUUUACAUAAAAGGCGCG